Fibroporia radiculosa is the source of this 687-nucleotide messenger RNA. RefSeq lists its product as uncharacterized. The record is from RefSeq and is a predicted model, not a curated record. The coding region runs from base 1 to 687 and encodes 228 amino acids. Lineage: Eukaryota; Fungi; Basidiomycota; Agaricomycetes; Polyporales; Fibroporiaceae. The transcript has a single exon.
AUGCCUGCUGAGCACAACAACCAUGCCAGGAAUAACAAUGAGACUUCUAAUCUGGACCUGCGCCGUCGCCCUUUGGCUCCUAGGUGCAACAAUUCUCCAGCGACUGGUCCCCAAAGAGCGCCAACCCCUCAUCCUUCCCACUUCCAGAUCUUAGAGGAGUGUUUCAUGGCUGGGAUAAUAGAAAUGCUGGUUCCUAUCCGGCCUAUACUAAGCUUCCCUUCCCAGCAAGAAUCCAACAACUCUUCACUAGAAUUCCUCGAUGAAGGAGGUUUCUGUUACCUGUUCACACCCCUCCUGCCAAACAUCACUUUCCGUCCCUUCCUCAUUCCCAGACCCAUGGACUCUUCCAAUAGUGAUGCCGUAGUCUUGCACCAGUUCCCCGGACCCCUGGAGACCCUUCUCAUCUCAGAAGCGACCACUGGAUCUUACCAUGUUGCCCCUGCACAGGUUUUUCCAUCCUUGUUGCCUAUGAAUAUCUCGUCUUCUCCCAAUCCUGGUAGUCCCCUUGCUGCAUCCACUGACUCACCCAGUAUGCCACCUCUCGCCUCUGAUGCCUCUGAUAAUGGUAGCCUUGAUCACACUCCCAAUCUACAGCUAUUAGCUCAUAUCAGCGAGUACAUUACUGCAUCAGAAGGACACAGCAGCGAUCCUCAGGAAUUUGUAGUCUACAGCGACGACAUAAUCUAA